This is a messenger RNA of Symbiodinium sp. CCMP2456, 1185 nucleotides long. Lineage: Eukaryota; Dinophyceae; Suessiales; Symbiodiniaceae. The record is from the annotation of a GenBank genome assembly.
AUGCGGUGCCCCGGAUCGCCUGAGACGGAGCUUAGACACGGCUGUCGGCGGUCUCAGCAGUUUCCGCGGCGGCUGUUUUCGGCCGUCCUCGUCGUCGUCGCUUUGUCGACGUUGCCUGCACUGCGUUGGGCCUUUGCAGGCGCGCAGGUGUCUCAGAGACGAAGUCUCGUUGCAAGACAUGCUGAGGACGCCGCGACGGUGAAGCUCUACACGCUGGAAGUGGGCCGCACAGAUCACUACGUCUGGAAGGAUAAGGAUGUCUUUGUUGGCAUCGUGGCGGAUGCCGGCGAGUGGACUAUCGACAUAGAUGCCGUCCGAGCUGGCUUCGACGAGGCUUGCGAGGCUGGGACUGCCGAGCUCUUCUCGGCCCCACUCAAUGUCGUCAAGGACUAUGUCAAGGAGUUGACAUCCUAUGGCCUCGCAGCUCGAGCCAAGGAAGCAGCGGACGGAGCGGAAGAAAAUUCCUACAGCAGGCGAAGCUUCAAGGACCUCUCCCCGGAAUUAAAGGAAGCCGCCCGGGAAAGCGGGGUGGUCGAGGCAGAGGCUUCUGGCAAGCCCAUGCAGAUAGUCCUUCAGAAGAGUGAUCAUCCUACCUUGGAUGGUUCCAAGAGAGCCAUGCAAAAGUUCAAGGCAUACGUGGAAUUGGCAACAGAUGCGGCCCAACGCUGGCUUCCAUCAGAUGCCGAAUUGAAUCAGAAGCGUCUGGAGAAGCUGCUGACCAAGGCCGGGUGCACACUUCGGCAGCAUGGGCAGACACUGCCACGAAAGGCUACGCCUGGUCGUCGCGCCGUGCUCCGCCUGGAGGCGCCCCUUAUCAUGGCGCUCCACCCGUUCGAAUACCCACCACGGAAUCACGGUGCAGCAACAAGAAGCUUCUUGAAGACGCGAGACUUUGCAGCCGCGGCCUUUGUCGCAAGCGGCGCUGGAACCGACGCUGUGCGCAGCCUGCAGCUGGCAUCUCCUUCGUCUGCUUCGCGCAAGCCAACCGCCUCGUCCCGCCUCGCUACAUCAAGUUCCCAGAAGGUAAACCCCGAUCGGAUCAGCUCUUUGGUGCGCCAGCUGCUAAAUGGCGAGGAGUCGGACGCAAAUGGUGCGAAUUGGAGGUGCGUCACUCGGCCACCCUGUCGGCUGCGUGGUUUCGAUCGAGUCUAUCGUCACACGACUCAUGUCUUGUUCAAUCUGUAA